Poecilia reticulata (guppy) is the source of this 1539-nucleotide messenger RNA. It is a transcript of the gene iah1, whose product is annotated as isoamyl acetate hydrolyzing esterase 1 (putative). NCBI's taxonomy places the organism in Eukaryota, Metazoa, Chordata, Actinopteri, Cyprinodontiformes, Poeciliidae. Gene Ontology annotation, molecular function: hydrolase activity, acting on ester bonds. The record is from RefSeq and is a predicted model, not a curated record.
UGUUUGCCAACCCCCAGAGAGGAAGAAGAAAAUAAAAGGAGAAGCUUUGAAUCAUGUCUAAGUUCAGCACAGUAAUUUGGCCUAAAGUCGUUUUAUUUGGUGACUCCAUCACACAGUUUUCCUUUCAACCCAAUGGAUGGGGAGCAGAAACUGCAAAUAAACUUGCAAGGAAAUGUGACGUUGUGAACAGAGGAUUGUCUGGCUAUAACUCCAGAUGGGCAAAGAUGGUCCUUCCUCGCCUCAUCAGCAGCCAGAAUGCAGCAGAAAAUAACAUAGCAGCUGUCACCGUAUUCUUUGGAGCAAACGAUGCUUCGCUGGAAGAUAAGAACCCACAGCAGCACGUCCCCCUAACGGAGUAUUCAGAGAACCUGAAGGAGAUCAGCAGGUUUCUGACCUCAGCUGGCGUUCCGGCAGACAAAGUCAUCUUCAUCACUCCUCCUCCGAUUCACGAGCCGGCCUGGGAGAAGGAGUGCGUCCUGAAAGGAUGUCCUCUCAAUCGGCACAACUCGGUGGCCGGACAGUACGCUCAGGCCUGCGUUCAGGCGGCUGGUCAGUGUGGGUCGGACGUCCUGGACCUCUGGACGCUCAUGCAGAAAGACGGACAAGACUUUACCGCCUACCUGUCUGACGGGCUGCACCUCUCCGAGAAGGGAAACCAGUUUGUGGCGCAGCAUCUCUGGAGCAUACUGGAGAGCCGCGUGGCUCACCUGCCCUUCAUUCUGGCUUACUGGGGAGACGUGGACACCAGCAGCCCAGAGAGCAGCCUCCUCUGCUACUCAUGAAGAAGAGGACGUCUCGAAAGCUUAAAAACAAGCAGUGGACUUUAGACUUCCCAAAGUAUUAGUUUGUUUUUGGGAAUUACAGCAACUGGAGUCCAAACUCUCCUGUGAAGUAUUAGGACUACUGUAGGGAUAAGGGGAAAAGGACUCUGAAAUUUUUAGAUUAAUCUCAGAAAUUCUCUAGAAAAAACAAAAACAUUUUUGCUAGAAAGAAAAAAAAAUCAGAAACUCAGAAUCUCAAAUUUUCUAGAAAAUGGCUUUAAAAUCUCCUAGAUUUUAAAAGUAGAAAUUUUGGUAGAAAAAAAAUCAAAUUCAAGAAAAAAAAAAGUACGUUUUUGAGUUUGAAAAAUUGCAAAUUUGCUAGCAAAAUAAGAAAUUAAGGAUUUCAAAUUUCCUAGGAAAUGGUUUUAAAAAUUGAGUUUUAAAAGUUGAAAAUUUGGUAGAAAAAAAAGUAUUUUUUUUUUAAUUGAGUUUGAAAAGUUGUAAGUUUGCUUAAAAAAAAAAAAAAAAAAAAAAAUCAAAAAAUUGAGGAUCUCACAUUUCCGAGCUUGAAAUUUUGAUAGAAAAAUUCAGAAAUUUUCUAGAAAAAACUUGGACAAUUGAGAAUUUAUUUUUCAGGCAAGUUUGACUUAUAAAAGUUUUUUAGAACAUUUCUGAGAUUAAAUUUAAAAAAACCUAAACUUUUUUUUAAUUUCAAACUUAGAAUUUUCCAAAAGUUCCUGAAAAUUUCUAAGAUUAAUUAAAAAUAUUUCUGAAUUGU